Aedes aegypti (yellow fever mosquito) is the source of this 1053-nucleotide messenger RNA. RefSeq names its product venom allergen 5. Bases 122 to 919 code for a protein of 265 amino acids. The transcript is spliced from 3 exons. Lineage: Eukaryota; Metazoa; Arthropoda; Insecta; Diptera; Culicidae. The record is from RefSeq and is a predicted model, not a curated record.
AGUAGGUGGGCAUCUUGUUCGGCGCGGGUUCCCCGAUGUGGAACACAGUUCAGUGAGAUAUUUUUAAGCUUGGAAGAGUAAAAAUUGUUUGUUUUGACAGUGAAAUUCGGAGUUCAUCAAAAUGUUCGGAGUGGCCAAAUUUUGGAUUUGGCCAUUGCUGGUCAUGGCCUCGCUCAAACGAGCCUACACGGCCGACUAUUGUGACUCGAAGAUCUGCUUCGGAGGAGUGCCAAACAUCGGAUGCAACAACGAUGGCAAACUGAGCAAGUCCUGCCCGAAGGAUGCCAAGAUCAUCGAAAUGACGGACGAGCUGAAGAAGUUGAUCCUGGACACUCAUAACAACUACCGUAGCACGUUGGCCACCGGAGGAGUGAAAUGGUUGCCCAAGGCCGCCGCUAUGCCCACUUUGACUUGGGACGAUGACCUGGCCGCCACGGCUCAGAUGAAUGCGAACCGUUGCGAACGAGGACACGACAAGUGUCACAACACACAGGAUUAUCUGAACUCCGGUCAGAACUUGAACUACAUUGCGACCAGUGCCGAUACGAUCGACGUCAAGGAUCAAGUUCCGAAAUUGAUCAGCAGCUGGUGGGAUGAACGUCACGACGUCAACAAGAACAUGGUCAACACCAUGUACGAUCCGGGCAAGAGUGUGAUGGUGUUCCACUUUGCCGUUUUGGGCAGCGAUAAGGUCAACAAGGUUGGAUGCGGUAUUGCUCAGUGGACCAACGAGAACGCCUGGCUGCAGAUGUACUUGGUCUGCAAUUACUCGUUCAACGACUUCAUCGGCAUUCCCAUCUACGUCAAGGGUGCUCCGUGCUCCAAGUGUACGACGGGAUGCAACCCAAAGUAUGCCGGUCUGUGCAAUGAAGACGAACCAGUUCCACAGUUGAUUGAUUACCCGGCUCCGCAGGCAUAAGCAGAAGCAGCCGGACAGAACAGCAUUUUAGUACUAGAACUAGAUUUCCAAGUUAUCAGCAUGCCAAAAAAGAGACCACUGACCCGACACGUGGUAGCAAUGUAAAGAAAUACAGUAAUUUCGGUGAUUGGGAA